Molecule: messenger RNA, 153 nt
Organism: Funneliformis mosseae
Lineage: Eukaryota; Fungi; Glomeromycota; Glomeromycetes; Glomerales; Glomeraceae
Source: the annotation of a GenBank genome assembly
AUGGCAUUUCAUUCUUCAUGGAUGAGAAAUAAGUUUAUUAGAAUAACGAGAUCAACUAUUAGUUGCAAGGUUGCAGAUAUACCGCAAGAAGUCCAAUUUGCGAUAUACCUUUCCAACGUAACGUUGGAAAAUGAAUUACCUGCUUUUGGAUGA